Molecule: messenger RNA, 788 nt
Organism: Momordica charantia (bitter melon)
Lineage: Eukaryota; Viridiplantae; Streptophyta; Magnoliopsida; Cucurbitales; Cucurbitaceae
Source: RefSeq, a predicted model, not a curated record
AACGGCGGAACGGACACGACGGCGACGGCGAUCGAGUGGGGAAUCGCGCAAUUGAUCGCGAAUCCGGAAGUUCAGGGGAAGAUUGUAGAAGAAAUUAAAAGGACGGUGGGUGAGAGAAAAGUGGAAGAAGCUGACGUGGAGAAAAUGCCGUAUUUAAAGGCGGUGGUGAAAGAGGUGCUGCGGAAACAUCCUCCCACCUUCUUCGCUUUAUCGCACUCCGUGACGGAGCCGGCCAUACUCGCAGGUUACGAUAUCCCGAAAGACGCGAACGUGGAGAUCUUCUUACCGGCCAUCGGAGCGGAUCCGAAGCUGUGGAAGAAUCCAGAGAAUUUCGAACCGGAGAGAUUUUUCUCCGGCGAGGAAGAAGCCGACAUAACCGGCGUCACCGGAGUGAGAAUGAUGCCGUUCGGCGUAGGGCGGCGGAUUUGCCCAGGAAUGGGAAUGGCCACCGUCCACGUCCAUCUAAUGCUUGCCAGAAUGGUGCAGGAAUUUGAAUGGACGCCGUAUCCGCCGUCAAGCUCCGUUGACUUCUCCUGGAACAUGGAGUUCACCGUCGUCAUGAAGAAUCCUCUGAGAGCUAUCAUCAAAUCUAGGGUUUAGGGUCUAAUUUCUCUCUCUACAAAAAAAAUUAUAUAAUUUUUUAAAAAUAUUUUUAAAUUAAAUUUCCAUUUGUAUAACAAGCUAAUAUUUUCAUUAAAAAGAAAGUAAUAAGUGAUACUAGAGUAAGGUAAGGGUUUAAUGGGUUUCUUUAAUUUCUGUGUAAUCAUAUUUGUGUACUAUUUAAUUAU